GAAAAUACGAUUGGGCAAAAUGGGCAUAAAUUUGUGGCUGUUGAUUGUGAUUUUCAAAAUCAUUGAAUUGAUGGCGCUCUACGAAUGAGAAAUUUCACGAUAUCGCAUGCAUAGAUAAUUCUACGUAUAGAAAUUCAUUAUUUUCACUUGCAAAAUUUACAGUACGUACGUAUGUCGGAAAAUUUGUUAUCUUUAUAACAGCUUUAGAGCGAGUGAUGCUCUGUUUAAGGUUACGCGGGCAAACAAUUGUUUUAAAGAAAGUAGGUAAACAUAACAAUUAGUCAAAUAAAAAUAUAAUAACAUUAAAUCGUAUACAAAAUUUAUAAAUUGUUGUAUCCUCUUCAAUUUUUUCAAACGUUCUCUGUAAUAUAUCCUAGUUCUAAUUAAUAACGAUGAAAUAUUUGUAAGUUGGUUCUGCAUAGGCAGAUAAAAUACUUGAUUACAUCGUGAAUAAGUCGAUUGUCUUUAUUUAUUGAUUAGGGCUACGUGAUUUAGAAAUAGUGAAAUUCCACCUGGGUGCAGUCUAAAUACUUGAAUAUUUCUACAUACCUUAAUAAUGAGCAAAAAACCUAUUUUCAUUACAAGAAAUGAUCACUCUUCCAUUUUAUAUGAGUUGCUAGAACAGAAAUUCGAAGUCGUUGUUUGGGCUUGGUCAGAAAAAGGAGUCAUCCCUAAAAGCAAACUUAUUGAAAAUAUUAAAGGAAAAUAUGGCCUGGUGUGUUAUCCGACUGAAAUUAUUGAUAAAGAAGUCAUCGAAGCAGCAGGAAAUACACUGAAAGUUGUCACCACAGUUUCGGCAGGAUUUGAACAUAUAGACUACAAGGAAUUAAAAUCACGUGGAAUCAGAGUUGGUAACUCUCCUGCAGACGAAUUGACAGAGGCUGUUGCUGAACAAGCUAUUGGUCUUUUAAUUGCCACCAGCAGACGUAUUAUUGAAACUCAAAACCUCAUGUUAAAAGGCGGUUGGACGUCCCAAGUAUGGAGCCCAAAGUGGAUGUUAGGGUAUGAAAUACAUGGAGCUUCGGUAGCAAUUGUCGGUGGUGGUCGAAUAGGUAUUUCUAUUAUGAAAAAAAUAAAAUCUUUCAAUCCUGAGCGUAUUUUCUAUUACAGUCGCAAGGAAAAACCCGAAGCUACUGCGCUCGGAGGAGAAUUAAAACCUCUCGAUUGCAUAGUGCAGGAAAGUGAUUUCAUUAUUCUAUCGCUUGCACUGGUCGAAGAAACGAAAGCAAUAAUUAAUAAAGAAAGGUUAAAUUGCAUGAAACCGAAUGCUAUAAUUGUCAAUAUCGCAAGGGGAGGCUUGAUCGAUGAAAAUGCCUUGAUUGAAGCGUUACAGAGUAAAAAAAUUGGUGGAGCUGGUCUCGAUGUUUUUGCCCAAGAACCAUUAUCUGCAAACAGUCCUUUACUGAAACUGGAUAAUGUUGUGACCACUCCUCACGUAGCUGCUUCCACACUUAAGACUCGAACUGCUAUGUCGGAAUUAGCUGCUUUAAACCUUCUGGCAGUUUUCAACGAAAAACAAAUGCCUGCAGAAGUCUGAGCGAGCGUACAUAUUAUGAUAGAUACUACGAUCACCUACCUAUAAUUAAUUAAUUAUAUCGCUUUAAAAAUAUACUUUUAUUACGUAA
Planococcus citri (citrus mealybug) is the source of this 1625-nucleotide messenger RNA. RefSeq names its product glyoxylate reductase/hydroxypyruvate reductase-like. NCBI's taxonomy places the organism in Eukaryota, Metazoa, Arthropoda, Insecta, Hemiptera, Pseudococcidae. Gene Ontology annotation, molecular function: hydroxypyruvate reductase [NAD(P)H] activity; glyoxylate reductase (NADPH) activity; NAD binding. The transcript is spliced from 8 exons. Gene Ontology annotation, cellular component: cytosol. The coding region runs from base 557 to 1537 and encodes 326 amino acids. The record is from RefSeq and is a predicted model, not a curated record.